CUGGCAACCCGUACCGUUUUCCGACUGCGGCGACUGUGCUGAUGGAGUAAACAACCCGUGUUGAACGUCUCUACGACCAGCUAGCCUGAAUGAUCUUCGGGACUGACUUGUUCAACAGGAGCCAGACUCCCAGUUCCUUAUGGCUGUAUAUGAUGAGAACCUCCUGAAGAACCCUUUCUUCUUGGAGCUGGAGAGACAGAGACCGGACCUGUGCAUCCGAGUAGCAGAACUCCAUGGCAUUGUUCUGGUGCCUUGCUGUGGAAGCUUAAACCUCAGUACAUAUGAAGCGGCACAGUUUGACAGCUAUGUCUUACAGCCUGUCGAGGAGGGCUAUCAGACUCUGGAUGGGAAGGAGGUGAGCAUCUGUGACAAACGGGUGGUGCUGGGAGCAGGCUCCCAGGCCCCGGUCUCAGUUCCCAUCCUGUUUGAAGAGACCUUCUACAAUGACAAGGAACAGAGCUACAGCAUCCUGUGCAUGGCUAGACCCAUCGACACAGAGCAGUGCUCUGAAGAGAUGUCCCUGGAGCCCGCUGCCUACUGCCUGAGGAGCGUGGAGGAUGUCACAGAGUUCCUGGGCCGGCACGCCAGAAAGCUGGACAAGCUCGUCUCCAUGUUCUGCCACUCCUUCAAGGAGCCAGACAGGAAGGGACUGCGGUACCACAUUGAUACUGUUAAUGGACUUUAUACAAAAUGUCUUCAGUGCCUGUUGAGAGACUCUAAUCUGAAACUAUUGGCCAAACAGGAGCUUCAGAUGACCCUCCUCAAACAAGCGGUGGAGAUGUAUAUUCAUCAUGGUAUCCAUGAUUUAAUCUUUAACUUUGUGGGAACGCUUGAAGCCAGCCAGGACGCUGCCUUCAACAAAACAGCCAGAAGUCUGCAGGAUCUGCAGCAGAAAGAUCUGGGUGUCAAACCUGAGUUCAGUAUUAACAUCCCCAGGGCCAAGAGAGAGCUCAGCCAGCUCAACCUCUGCACCUCCCCACUCCUGAAGCUGCUCUGCCUCAGGAAGGUCAUCCUCACUGUCAUGCAGGCACCCAGCUGCACAGUCAGCAUAGAUGCCAUAUGUGCAGACGACCUCCUGUCAGUCAUUCUCUAUCUCCUGGUGAAGACGGAAAUCCCCAACUGGAUGGCCAACCUGAGCUACAUCAGAAAUUUCCACUUCAGUCACUCCAGCAAAGACGAGCUCAGCUACUGUCUAAGCACCUUUGAGGCUGCAGUCCAGUACCUUAGUCAAGCCAGCCUGAGCCACAUACACAGCGGUUCGGGAGACUUGAAGGACAAGGCCUUGUUCAGAGAGAAGAUGAGCCUGUUAUCCCAGAGCACUGCCACCCCUAUAGACUGUCUGUUUGAGCACAUCGCCUCUGGUAAUGAGUCAGAGGUGCGACGUCUCCUGAGUGAGAGUGAGAGUGACCAGGAGGUCAGGAUGUGCCACCCUCUCUGCUCCUGUGACCACUGUGACCUCCAGCUCUCUGGGCGACUGAAUGACCCCUCCAUUGUCACUCCGUUCUCCAGGGACGAGCAAGGCUACACUCCUCUCCAUGUGGCUGCUAUCUUUGGUCAGGCCCAGCUGAUCGAUCUGCUGGUGUCAAAGGGAGCAGUGGUCAAUGCCACUGACUACCACGCUCUCACCCCUAUCCACCUGUCUUGUCAGAAAGGCUUCCAGGGCGUUACGCUGCUGCUGCUGCACUACAAAGCCAACACAGAUGCACAGGACAACAGUGGAAACACACCCCUGCACCUCGCCUGCAUGUACGGACACGAGGAUUGCGUGAAGGCACUGGUGUAUUACGACCUUCAGGCGUGCCGUCUGGAUCUCCAAAAUGACAAGGGUGAUACGGCGCUGCACAUCGCUGCACGCUGGGGCUACGAGGGCAUCAUCCAGGUGCUGCUGGAGAAUGGAGCCAGCACCUUGGUCCACAACAAGAACAGAGACACCCCACUGCAGUGUGCACUUAACUCGAAGAUUUUAAUUCUGUUGGAGUCAACCCAAAAUGGUGGUCAUCGCAAAGUGAGCAGUAUUGAUUCUCCCAGCCAUUCACCCCAGGUGUCAAAUGCCAGCAGCAGGCGCUCCUCUGUGUCCAGCACCUCCUCCCUGAACUCUGACGCCAGGACAGAUGGAGACAGAGUCCGCCACAGGGAGGUAGAGAAGCUGCUGCGUGCGGUUGCAGAUGGAGAUGUAGAGAUGGUACGUUACUUGUUGGAGUGGGCGGAGGAGGAGUCAGAGGAAGAGGGAGAUGGUGUGCCCUCUCAAGGCGUGCUGUGUCACCCACUGUGUCAGUGUCCCUCCUGUACCCCCACACAGAAGCUCACCAGCAUGCAGACUAGCGGUCUGGGGGUUAACAGCAACAACUCUGAUGGUUUCACCCCCCUCCACGUGGCAGCCCUGCAUGGCCACGCAGCACUGGUAUCCCUGCUCACCCGACACGGGGCCAACAUCAACGCUCGGAACAGGCAGAACGCCACGCCUCUCCACCUGGCCAGUCAGAACAGCCACGUACAGGUGGUGAGGUCACUGCUGGAAUGUAAUGCCAAGCUCAAUAAGAAGGAUCACUAUGGCAACACAGCCCUGAUUCAUGCCUGUCUCAGAGGACACCUGGAGACAGCCACGACCCUCCUACAGAGUAAUGCCUCUGUGAAUCUGGCCAACCAGCAGGGUAACACAGCACUCCAUGAAGCGGUGAGGGGGGGUCAUCUGGCACUGGUGGAGCUGCUGCUGCAGGGGGGGGCAGCCGUCCACCUGAGGAACAAGAGACAGCGGAACCCGCUGGACUGUGCCUAUGAGCAGGGGGGCAAGAAUGCUGAGAUCUUGAGGGUGCUUCAGAAGGCAUCCGGACUAUCUCCAGAUGCUGAGCCAAUCAAACUCCUCUCUGUGCCCAAAGGAACUGUGGCCCAUUCCUUCGUUCAGCUUCUGAAGCUGCAGGACUCUGUCAAUGGUAGAAGACCGAAGCUGACUCACUCUGUGAACAGGGCCCAGCAGAUCCAGAAGGGCUCCCCCAGUCCACCCACCAUGCGUUCACCGGCUGGCACUCAGGUGAAUGUGGAGAGGAGGCGCCUGAUGCGGGGGGAGACAUUGGAGGUUAGUGGGCCAUUUGGCUCCUCGGGGAGCCCUGAAGUAGGGAGGCCCCUGUCUCGCUCUCACACCGUAGACCCUAAAUACCCACUGUUCUCACAGUGCAGUGCUGGUGAGGGGACACCAGCCCCCGCUGGGUAUUCUCAGUCACACAUCGACACAACCAGCAUGCUCAAUCACAUUUGUACAGACACAUCCAGCCUGCCUGUUAAGCCCUUGGACACACAACCCAAAAAUCAGGACUUGCAUACCCACACCUCCGGAGAGCCCUCCUCCACUGACACCAUGAGUGACAUCAAGUCACAAAGCCACAGCUCCAUUGAGCCCUCCCCCACACACUCCCCAAGCGAUCACUCCUGCUCGUUACAGGACUCAGGCAAAUCCUUGUACAACCACAUCCAGAUUUAUGGCACUCCACCCCAAGGUGAGCAUGAGUAGUCUGACCCAAACAUGUUUGUGGAACCUGGUGAUGUUGCCACCAUUCCAGACGCUCCAGAUGACCCCUCCCACAGAUGACCCCUCUGGGGUUUUCUCAGCCAAAUGACCAGGGUCUGUCGAAACCCAAGGAGAGAUCUACCUUGCACACCCUCUCCAAACCACGUCUCGCACCCCUGCCCCAAUCAUGCUAAUGGAGAUAAUGGACUGAUGGACAGACUGACAGACUCUUAUUCGUCUAGACAGAUUCUGCUUAAUCCGAUCCUUGGGUACCAGUACUGCUGAUUUUCUAUUCUACCAUGUAGUAAAUGACAUCUCCUGUUGUUCAAGUUAUUCCAGGCUCCAAUCAGGGAGGUUUUAUACCUGGAACACCAAGUGAAUGUCAUUAACUGCCUGGUAGAGUAGAAAACCAGCAGUACAGGUGAUACUUCAGGACCUGAUAGAGUAACACUGGCCCUAGAUGGCACGGCAUCAGGGUGGCAGCUUGGCACUCCAGUAGCUCCUCUGAAAGGACUGCUGUUUCUUUCAUUUGAUUUUGAAGCACUUUUACCUUUUAUAGCCUUCACAAAAAAGGGAUGGAAACUAAUGUUUAUUUCAGGUUAAAAAUGAAUAUAAGUGUUGUAGUUUUACUGAAGAUCUUGAUCUGGCUGUCUUCACUCUUAGGUUCUCAUGCCAGACCUCAUUUGAAGUGAAAGCACAUUAUUUUUAAUGCUUUACUUGAAUACUAGCCAUUAGUUCAGAUUUAAUUCUAAAAAUGGGCUUAGAGAGGAUCGUUUGCCCCUCCACCCCACCCCCACCCCCAUCAUGCCAUGUUGCUUAACUUAUUUUAUAAUAGUUUUAUGUUUUAUCUUAUUUAUGACCCCACAAUCAUUCUUGAAGGGAAUGUCUGGUCUGCUCAGAAUUUUACUUUCUUAGUUUUUCUGAACAUUGUGACUACAAUUAUAUGAAACUAUGAGGAAAAUACUGCGGCACCCAGUUACUGUCAAUUAUCAAUAUUACCGUGCACGUUAAUGUCAUAUAGAUACUUAAAAUAUUUCAGAUUUCACCUGUCAUGGAUGCAGCGAUAGUCUUCAAUCAAUAGAAGAAGCUCACUUCUUAAAUUUAGAUCUACUACAUCCUGCCAGUUUUGUAGCCUACAGUAUGUGUUCAUAUUUGUCUGAGGCCUGGCUCAUCUUGGUCUGUUAGUCAGCCAAGAAUAUGCACUUUCGAUAGGCCUGUGUCCCACUCUGUCCAGACUUAGAUGAGUUUCUGUGUGACCCCUUUAAAAAAAAUGUUAACAUUCACCCUCACCAUAGAAGCUUUUCAUUGAGACUCCUGCAAACAAUGUCUUUCAUUCAAAACAUCCCAGUAAAUGUUUAAUGGUCGCCAAGGCCAUUCAGAAGUCUUAAUUAUUUUUACCACGUUUUAUUUUUUGCUUUGGAUGUUAAAAGAUGCAGUGAAUGUGCCUUAUUUAAUUGACGUCAAAAUAACCAAUAAAUAAAUAUGUUAAGAGUAACGUUA
This is a messenger RNA of Lampris incognitus (smalleye Pacific opah), 5002 nucleotides long. It is a transcript of the gene ankrd27, whose product is annotated as ankyrin repeat domain 27 (VPS9 domain). Lineage: Eukaryota; Metazoa; Chordata; Actinopteri; Lampriformes; Lampridae. The coding region runs from base 140 to 3505 and encodes 1121 amino acids. The record is from RefSeq and is a predicted model, not a curated record. The transcript is spliced from 28 exons. Gene Ontology annotation, biological process: neuron projection morphogenesis; early endosome to late endosome transport. Gene Ontology annotation, cellular component: plasma membrane; early endosome; neuron projection. Gene Ontology annotation, molecular function: SNARE binding; guanyl-nucleotide exchange factor activity.